AUGCGGCUGGCAAAGUACCCCGACCUCGAAAAAGCGCUUCUCCUCUGGAUUAAGGAGAUGCGUGCUCAGGACAUACCGCUGAGUGGCCCCGUCAUAUUGGCGAAGGCAGCGGACUUCGCCCUGCGGCUGGGCUACGACGACUUCGCAGCUUCAGAUGGGUGGCUGCACCGCUUCCGUGAAAGUUGGCGCUCCGAGGUCCUACAAGGCUACCUACGGAAGUACUCUCCGCAGGACAUUUUUAAUGCUGAUGAGACAGGCUUAUUUUUCAAGUUACUGCCCGCCAAAACGAUCACGUACAAAGAUGACAAGUGUACGGGGGGUAAACGAAGCAAAGAGCGAGUAACGGUGAUGGUUGCGGCAAAUAUGACCGGAAGUGAAAAGCUACCGCUGUUCGUGGUAGGAAAGUCGAGCAAUCCUCGCUGCUUCAAGAACAUCAGGUCCCUCCCAACAGACUACGCGGCAAACAGGAAGGCUUGGAUGACUGGAGAGUUGUUUAAGCAGUGGCUCAUGAAGGUAGACAAGAAGUUCGAGCGCUGUGGCCGCAAAAUCCUUCUUCUUGUCGAUAACUGCUCUGCGCACAAGAUUGAAGUUCAAACGAAUGCCGUUGAGUUGGCCUUUCUUCCAGCCAACACAACGGCAGUGCUGCAGCCCAUGGACCAGGGCAUUAUAAAAAAUUUGAAGACAUUUUAUCGGCGCCACAUACUAGAAAGAGUUAUUCUAUGCCAGAAUUACGAAGUGACGCUCUUGAGUGCACUGCAUAUGCUUGUGCGUGCUUGGGAACAAGUGACAGGGGCUACAAUAGCCAAUUGCUAUCGCCACUGUGGCUUCACCACGCAAGGCGAGCACGUGGACGAGCCACCUGCGCACGGAGACUGCGUCACUAGCGUCACCGCUCCCAUGUCGGACGUUCUGAAAGACGUUUCCUUUGCCGACUACGUAGACGUGGAUGCGAGCGCAGUUGUCUGUGGUGUGACCACAGACGAGGACAUCAUUUCCCAAGUUAAAAACAUAGAGCCUGUCGCUGCCAGUGACGACGACGAGGAAGACGACGAGGCACCGGUGCGGCCCUCCGCUGCGGAAGUCAUGGCCGGACUUAAUGCCACCCGCCUGUUCUUCAGUUUUGAAGAAAGCGAACAGGAAGCCUUCCGCAACAUUCGCUCUUUAGAGCAGAAAGAAUGGGUGAAAAUGCCUUCAUCGGACGACACGCCAGCACAUGUAAAAGAAUUCCAGGCAGCUUGUGACUUUCCGCAAGGCGUCUGGGCCCUGGACGGCUGUCACAUACCGGUAUCGCCGCCAAAGGAGCACACAAUUGAUGAAAUUCUAAGUAUUCUUUCUUCAGGAACCUCCUCUCUUGGAAGCUACCUCAGUGAUGUUUGCUCAGACGUAGAGGAAUUUAUAGUUGUUUAGUGAGAUUUCUUCAAGUUCUUCAUAUGUUACCUUUAUUCCUUUCGUCUCAGACAAUUUAAUCAAUUUCAGUAUUAACAACAAUUUCUUAAUACCAUCCAAAUCUUAGCCAAUCGCUCGCAGUGAGUAUGCGCCACCUUAGAAGCCGAUCCUCGAGAGAAGACAACAUGUAUCGUCUGCCUUUUUACAAGUACUUAGAUUACCUCCUAAUGUUGGGAUACUUGGAUUGUUUUCAGGAAGUGAAGAAGAGGGAUGACCCCUUCCUCUACCUGUCUUACAACAAGGUAAGUGCAACUCCGGAAAGUUGUGCGACUUCGACUGCAAUGACUGCUCCAUCUUCCUUUAUCCGUUGUGGUGACUACCUG
Messenger RNA from Dermacentor andersoni, 1769 nucleotides. The record is from RefSeq and is a predicted model, not a curated record. Lineage: Eukaryota; Metazoa; Arthropoda; Arachnida; Ixodida; Ixodidae.